Saccostrea echinata is the source of this 369-nucleotide messenger RNA. Its product is annotated as CRISPR-associated endoribonuclease Cas2-like. Gene Ontology annotation, biological process: maintenance of CRISPR repeat elements. The transcript has a single exon. The record is from RefSeq and is a predicted model, not a curated record. Gene Ontology annotation, molecular function: RNA endonuclease activity. NCBI's taxonomy places the organism in Eukaryota, Metazoa, Mollusca, Bivalvia, Ostreida, Ostreidae. Bases 1 to 369 code for a protein of 122 amino acids.
AUGGGCAGAAAGAAACGCGGAGAGAAGGGCAACAGUUUUGCCGUACUCAACAGUUAUAAAAUCAUGUGGCUCUUUGUCAGUUUUGACUUACCGGUGGUAGCUGUUGAAGAGCGUCGCGCUGCGACGCAAUUCCGCCAUUUUCUGCUGGAAGAAGGUUUCUGGAUGCAUCAAUACUCGGUAUAUACCCGUCAUUGCAGCAGCAAACAGGUUUCCAUGCAGCUGACCAGGCGCAUUCGACGUGCAGUACCCCCGCAGGGUCAUGUGUCGAUUCUUGAAGUGACCGACCUGCAAUACAGCAAUAUUGUCAAUAUCUGGGGUCGUAAGCCCAAACAGCUCAAACCGGCCCUGCGGCAACUGGAAUUAUUUUAG